Messenger RNA from Alternaria postmessia, 1497 nucleotides. RefSeq lists its product as uncharacterized. The record is from RefSeq and is a predicted model, not a curated record. NCBI's taxonomy places the organism in Eukaryota, Fungi, Ascomycota, Dothideomycetes, Pleosporales, Pleosporaceae. The transcript has 2 exons. Bases 1 to 1497 code for a protein of 498 amino acids. Gene Ontology annotation, molecular function: oxidoreductase activity, acting on the aldehyde or oxo group of donors, NAD or NADP as acceptor.
AUGCCUCAAGCCAUCAAGCUAAAAGCACCGAAUGGUCAAGAGUGGGAGCAGCCGACGGGCCUCUUCAUCGACAACGAAUUCGUGGAUUCAUCAUCCCCAGCAAACACAAUAGCAUCAAUCGACCCCGCCACGGAAAAGCAGAUUGCUGUAGUACAGGCUGCGUCAGAGCAAGACGUUGAUCGUGCAGUCCAAGCAGCGAAGAAAGCACUGAAGAAUCCAGAAUGGAAGCAACUUUGCGUUACUCAACGUGGGCGACUCAUGGCAAAGCUUGCAGACUUGAUGGAAGAGAACAAAACGCUUCUUGCCACUAUCGAUGCUUGGGAUAAUGGCAAGCCUUAUAAUGUAGCCCUUACCGAAGACCUCCCUGAAGCGUUUUCUACCAUUCGCUACUACGCUGGUUGGGCAGACAAGAUUUCCGGACAGACCAUCAGUACGACCCCCCAAAAGUUUGCAUAUACCCUACGCCAGCCCAUCGGUGUCGUCGCCCAGAUCAUCCCUUGGAACUACCCUUUAUCCAUGGCUUGCUGGAAACUUGGACCUGCGCUAGCGUGCGGUAAUACGGUUGUAUUAAAAGCAGCGGAGCAGACCCCACUAUCAAUUCUCAUUCUGGCCAAACUUAUCAAGCAGGCUGGGUUCCCACCUGGCGUCGUAAAUAUCUUGAAUGGGCUUGGACGGGAAGCAGGUGCAGCGUUGGUACAACAUCCCCUCGUCGACAAAGUCGCUUUCACAGGCUCUACGACUACAGCUACCCAAAUCAUGAAGAUGGCCGCAGUAGGGCUGAAGAACAUUACUCUAGAGACUGGAGGCAAGUCCCCGUUGAUCGUCUUUGAAGAUGCCGAUAUGGACCAGGCGGUACGAUGGUCGCACGUGGGUAUCAUGUCGAACCAAGGGCAGAUAUGCACAGCCACGUCUCGAAUACUUGUCCAGGAAUCAGUGUUUGAUACAUUCGUCUCUCAAUUCCGUCAGCAGAUUAAAAAUGUUUCCAUCAUCGGUAAUCAAUGGAGCGAAAACACUUUCCAGGGCCCUCAAGUCACGAAGCAGCAAUAUGAGCGAGUGCUAUCGUAUGUCGACAUCGGUAAAUCUGAAGGGGCAGAGCUGAUAGAAGGCGGAGAGGCUUGCGAAGGCAACGGCUACUAUGUCAAGCCGACAGUAUUUACAAAGGUCUCGCCCAACAUGCGCAUCUACCGAGAGGAAAUCUUCGGCCCCUUCGUAGUGAUUGCCACUUUCUCAAGAGAAGAGGAGGCGGUGAACAUGGCCAACGAUUCAAUUUUCGGUCUUGGUAGUGCUAUCUUCACAAAGGAUCUCGAAAGAGCUCACAGGGUGGCUGCGGAGAUUGAAUCGGGCAUGGUAUGGGUAAACAGCAGUCAAGAUUGCGACUACAGGAUACCUUUUGGCGGCGUGAAACAAAGCGGUAUUGGAAGAGAGCUUGGGGAGGCAGGACUGGAGGCUUACUCACAGGUGAAGGCAGUACAUAUUAACAUGGGCAACAAGCUGUAA